GGUGCAUCUUAAAGCUAAACUUGGUUAAAGUUACCCUUUGUCUUUUUUUCCAGUUCAACAUGUCAAAUAUGGAGAUAGAUAUGUACGAGAACUACAGUUAUGACGACUUGGUGUCCUCUAUGCCAUGUGUCAAGUCCCUAAAUGGAGUAAAUGGCACUGGGAUUGUUAUUAGCUACAUCAUUGUGUUCUUCCUCGGUCUCAUGGGGAACAGUGUAGUGAUGUUUGCCGUGGGCACCAUGAAGAAGCACAGAACAUCUACUGACAUCUACCUGAUGCACCUGGCAUUUGCUGACCUCCUAUUCUCGCUCACGCUGCCCUUCUGGGCCGUCUACAUGAAUAAAUCGCAUUGGGUUUUCGGCACUUUUCUGUGUAAGUUGCUCUCGGGUGUUCAGGAGGCAGCAUUCUACAGCUGUAUCUUCCUGCUGGCGUGUAUAAGCAUCGACCGAUACAUGGUCAUCGUCAAAGCCAAUCAGUUCCUCUCAAAGCAGCACCAUGUAGUGAGGUUGGUGUGUGUUUCUGUAUGGCUAGGAGCCACUGUGUUGUCCAUACCCAUCAUGGUUCAGAGAGAGGCACUGCAACUAGACGGCUACAGUGAGAUGCAUUGCUAUGAAAACAUUACAGCCGAGAAGCUGGAUGAGUGGCGAUUUGGAUUGCGAGUUGUCCGUCACGUCCUUGGCUUUUUCCUUCCUCUGACAGUCAUGCUGGUCUGCUAUGGCUACACAGCUGGAACCCUCUCUCGCUCACAUGAUAGCCAGAAACACAAAGCGAUGAGAGUGAUCAUGUGUGUGGUGCUGGCUUUUAUCAUAUGUUGGCUGCCUAAUAAUGUGACUGAUUUUGUGGACACAUUGAUGCGAGGGGGGCUUAUCCAGGACACAUGCCAGAAUCGAAGUAAUGUAGAUAUGGCCAUGUAUAUCACACAGGCUUUAGCCUUCAUGCAUUGCGCCAUCAAUCCCAUCCUCUACGCCUUUGUGGGCAAGAAGUUCAGAAAACAUCUGCUGACUUUGCUCUUUAAAAAGGGACUGGUGAAAAGGGAAGUGCUUGGUCGCCUUCGAGCUGGCUCAAUCUACAGCUCUGGAAGCACCAGACACACUUCUGUCACUUUGUAGAGCUUCCAUCGACCACCAAUAUGCUCACACAGAGCCUGGUGUUACUGCACUGCUAUAUCCAUCUGGUGCUGUACACUUUCACGGGAGAGAAGUUCAGAACGAUGGUCAACAAGACACAGCCGUUAGGGCACGGCAGGGCAGGCGUCAAGAUCCACCAGGUCCACCUUACAGACUUAAGAGUCAGGCUGGCCUUUGCUCCCUACAGACACAAAUGAGCCUGGAGUGCUCAUGAUCCUGUCAGCAGUUUAAUGGUAUAUAAUUGAUAAUCUGUGUUAAUGUUAUGUGUUAUUACUGAUAUGGUAUGGUAAGGUAUGGCUUACCCUAUUGUAUUUCUCAGAUGCAAAUAAAUUACAUGAAUAUUUUUAUUAAAUCUAUGCAAUUAUAUUAAUAAGGCUGAUGCACUCUUAGGUGGAUUUUAGGAGACAUGAUGGCACAGAUUUCUUUUCUAUCACCAAAUUUCACUGUAUUGAUAGAAUUGCUGAAAAAUACUUUAGUUCUUCUCCGACAGUUCCAAUGAAAAGAAAGAAUCUUUGGAAAUUAUAGUGUACAAAUGAUAUCCUAUAUAACUUGAUCUAGGAUUCUUUCUGUCUUGCGUAAGCUACCUGCAUAUCAAUCAUAUCCCUAAAUUCAGCUGACUAGUGGUGCUCAAACAGAAACACAAAAAAAGCAUCAUCCUUAAUGUAUUAUUUGGUUCAUUUCAUGUCUACAAUAAUAAAGUAUUAAAAUAUUAUCUUGGUUUUAACCCUGUAGUUGCUCACCACAGACAUGUUACUAGAGUAUAUAAUAAGAGAUGUUGUAUUGUUAAUGCUAAUAAAAAACAUAGUUAGUUGUAUAAUAAUAUACGUCCUGGUUAUAAUUUUAGACAAUAUUAAAAAAACAAUAUUAAUAAGCUGACAAUAGAUUCAGAUGUAAGCAGGAAAACAGAUCUGAGCAUUCAGACCUGCAGUGUUGACGUAUAUACUCUAGUGUUAUGUCUAUGAGAUACUUUAGUAUCUUUACUAGCUAUGCUUAAUGAUUUUUUAUGAACUAAUCAUUUGGGCAUCAUUUAUUUAUAAUAUUGUCAUUUUACUGUUACAAUACAAUGAGAACGCAUUAUGCAUUACAUCGUUCAACAUUUGCUAAUAUUUAGAAGGCAUUAUUUAUUAUUGCUCCGUUCUAUUUACAGUAAGUCCUAUUUAAAAUAGCAUAUUAAAGAGUCUAAGCCACUCUCUUUUUGUUGGAAAAAAACAUAGCAGGAUAAACAAAUAUUAUUUCACCCUUUGGCCGUAAUA
Clarias gariepinus (North African catfish) is the source of this 2377-nucleotide messenger RNA. It is a transcript of the gene cxcr2, whose product is annotated as chemokine (C-X-C motif) receptor 2. The coding region runs from base 60 to 1106 and encodes 348 amino acids. The transcript has a single exon. Gene Ontology annotation, molecular function: C-X-C chemokine receptor activity. Gene Ontology annotation, cellular component: membrane. Gene Ontology annotation, biological process: G protein-coupled receptor signaling pathway; immune response; neutrophil chemotaxis. Lineage: Eukaryota; Metazoa; Chordata; Actinopteri; Siluriformes; Clariidae. The record is from RefSeq and is a predicted model, not a curated record.